UUUUAUUAUAUUGAUUAUAUUAUCAUUUUGGUUUUACCGGAAUUUGUUCAUCUUAAAUUCAAUUCAAAUAAUUCAAUUACACAUGAUUUAUUUCAAUAUCUCAACGGUAACUAUAAUUUAACGAUAUCUCAUGCUGUUAAUCUCCAACCAAAUAUUUUUCAUAUUUCAAUGGUUUAAGUAUGUUGGAUUUUUCAAUAUUAUAUUAAGAAAUUCUGUUUGUAUAAGUGUCCCAGACGUACUCUCAUUGUAGUGUUAUCUUACCAUUAAAGACAGGAUGAAAAACCAGUAUAAAAAUCUUGAUGGACAUGAAUCUUUGUAUGCAAGUAGGCGAUUGAGAUUAAUCCAAAGUCCUUUGAUAGUGAUUUUGUGCUUCAUAUUUUUGGUUUUUUCUCAAUCAAAUUUAAGUCAGUCUCUAUCGAAAGGAGAAAGACACAUUUUUAUUUUGAAUCCCAAACAACCCCUUCUUCACACAUCUUCAACCAAGUUUUUAUCAUUUAGCUUUGACACUUAUUCUUUGAGAAAGAUGAAUGAAUUGCCAAUUUCAGACGAAAGAUUUAUCAAUUUGGCAAGACUCUUGAGUCCAGCAUAUGUCAGAAUCGGUGGUACAUCUGCAGACUGUUUGUUCUUCAAUGAGUCUCCACCGCAGAAUUCACAUACACAGGUAACAAGUCCAAUUGAUGGAAAUCAUUAUUCGAAUUUUACAUUUUCAGAGGAAGAUUUUUUAUCUCUUUACCAAUUUACAAAAAAAUCAGGAUUACGAAUGCUCUUCGAUUUAAAUGUUUUAAUUCGAAAUCCUGAUGGAUCAUGGAAUGAUUCCAAUGCUAGGCAAAUAGUCGAAUUUGCUAAAUAUCAUGAAAUGACAUUAGAUUGGCAACUCGGAAAUGAGCCAAAUUCCUUCAAACACGUAUUCAAUGUAGAUAUCUCUCCUCAGCAGUUAGCAAAAGAUUAUUUCGCUUUGCGAUCUCUUUUGAAUACAUCUGGAUACAAUGAUAGUAUUUUAGUUGGUCCUGAAGUUGACAAUAUCAAAAAUCCAAUAAAUAUAACAUAUCAAGGACAAUAUUAUGUUAAAGAAUUUCUGAAGAAUGACGAGGAUUGUAUCGAUUAUGUUACUUGGCACCAAUACUAUAUCAAUGGGAGAACAGCUAAAGUCCAGGAUUUCAUAGAUCCAAAGGUUUUCAAUAUUCUCUCGAAGCAAAUUAAAUCCUUGCAAGAUGUCAUUGAUGGUGUAGGGAAGAAAAUUCCAAUGUGGCUAUCUGAAACUAGUACAGCAUUCGGUGGAGGUGCUCGAAAUAUUUCGGACCGAUUUGUUGCUGGAUUUCUCUUUCUUGACAAACUAGGUUAUUCUGCAAGUGAAGGUCUUCAAGUAGUAAUCAGGCAAUCGUUUUUUAAUGGACAUUAUGCCAUGGUUGGACCCGACUUGAAUCCAAAUGCUGUCUGGUGGGUGAGCGUCUUCUACAAAGAAUUCGUUUCCAACAAAGUUCUUAAACUAGCAACUAUUAAUAAUUUUGGAAACGUUAGACUUUACGCUCAUUGCACACCUGAAAAGUCUCUCGUGAGUAGAGUGCCAGCCGUCACAGUGUUUGGGAUGAAUCUUCAUAAUUAUUCUGUGAACAUUUCAAUUCAAGGAUACAAAUCAACUCCUAAAAUCACAAUAUUUAUGUACGCACUCACAUCAGACGAUUUACAAUCCAGAACGAUUAAACUAAAUGGAAAGGAUCUGAACUUACUAUUUAAUGGAGAUUUACCUCCGUUCAAACCUGUGAUUCUGAAAAUAGGAAAGUUCAUCACUCUGCCAGCUCAUUCUAUGGUGUUUAUUGUAAUGCAUGGAAUUGAUAUUCCUGCCUGUUUCACUUGAUGAUAAUUGCUUGAUGUUAAAUGCUAAUUUUAUAUUUAUUGUAUUUUUAUGUAGUUUGUACUAAAGUACAUUUCAUAUUAAAGGAACUAGUUACGCAUUUCACCUGAAUUCAAGUGAAACAGAAAAAUUCAAAAUUGUAAUCAAUAGUAAGAAAGGUUUAAAUACAAUUAAUUAAUAAUUUA
Messenger RNA from Aphis gossypii (cotton aphid), 2037 nucleotides. Its product is annotated as heparanase-like. The record is from RefSeq and is a predicted model, not a curated record. Gene Ontology annotation, cellular component: extracellular matrix; membrane. Gene Ontology annotation, molecular function: hydrolase activity, acting on glycosyl bonds. The transcript is spliced from 8 exons. Lineage: Eukaryota; Metazoa; Arthropoda; Insecta; Hemiptera; Aphididae. Bases 275 to 1855 code for a protein of 526 amino acids.